GGUUGUGCUGUUGAAGUCUGAGCUGGCCUUCUCCUCCUCUCAUAUCGGAAAUAGAAGAGAGAGAGAGAGAGAGAGAGAGAGGGAGAGCUAGAAAAUCUCAGAAGUAAUCUCCAACAGAAAUCUAGAGAGAGAAAGAGAAAGAGAGAGAGAGAGAGAGAGAGUAAAGAGAGCGAUCUACAGAACAUAUCCCAACCCAAUCCCACUGCCUCCUGCGACCCCUCUCCCUCUGUUUAGUACAGAUCUCUGAUCAAUUUUCGCUCUUUUUAGCCUCGAAGGACCACUCCACCACCAAAAUCUAAGCGCACACAUGGAAUAAAGUGAGGCGUAUAGCUCCUGUCACCCGUAAAUGAGUUCCCAACCCUCGGCCGGUGGUGGGCCCCACGCCAGGUUCCCCGCCGGCCUCCGGGUCCUCGUCGUCGACGAUGAUGCCACCUGCCUCCGCAUCGUCGAGCACAUGCUCAAGAGAUGCGAUUAUUGCGUUACUACUUGUUCGAGGGCGGUCGAGGCGUUGCGUAUUCUUAGAGAGAAUAAAAGGGGGUUUGAUAUUGUGCUGAGUGAUGUGUAUAUGCCUGAUAUGGAUGGGUUCAAGCUCCUCGAGCAUAUCGGAUUGGAAAUGGACCUCCCAGUUAUUAUGAUGUCCGCUGAUGAUGGGAAGGAUGUAGUGCUGAAGGGUGUAACUCAUGGAGCAGUUGAUUAUUUACUAAAGCCCGUGAGUAUGGAAGCAUUGAAGAACAUAUGGCAACAUGUUAUUAGAAAGAGGAGGAAUGAAUCGAAGGAAUUGGAGAACUCCGGCAGUUUGGAUGAUAGUGACAAGCAGAAGAAGUAUUCCGAUAAUGGUGAUAGUGGCUCUUUAGGGAUUGAGGAGAAUUGGAAGGUUGUUAAGAGAAAAAAGGAAGGGGAGGAGGAAGAUGAGUUUGAGGAGAGAGAGGAUGCGUCUAGUCUUAAGAAACAGCGAGUUGUUUGGUCUGUUGAUCUCCAUCAACAGUUUGUUGCAGCUGUGAACCAACUGGGCCUUGAAAAGGCUGUUCCUAAGAAAAUCCUUGAGUUGAUGAAUAACCCGGCACUCACUAGAGAGAAUGUUGCCAGCCAUUUGCAGAAAUACCGCCUAUAUUUGAAGAGAGUAAGUGGACCACAACAUCAAGGAAGAGCCGACUCAGCUUUUUCAAGUGCCUCGGAUUCAUCAUUUAGUUCAGUUCCCUCACUGGAUGUUGUAGAUUUGCAGGCACUUGCUGCUUCAGGUCAACUUACUCCUCUAGCAAUAAUGGCUCUAAAUUCAGGACCAAGAAGUUUCUUUAACUCCAAUGCCCCAUUUGUAAAUUCUUCAAAGAUGCAGCCCGCAAUGAUGCACCGAGUGAAUAAUAACCAAAUGGGUUUGCUUUAUGGACCUUCGGCUUCUAUGGAUUCACGGCAAAUGGUACAAGCACAACAAAUUUAUAGAGCAUAUCAAAAUACGGGUCACCAAGUUAGUGAAGGGGCUCAAGGGUUGUUGAAGUUACCAUCUCCAGAAAGAACUAGCUCCUCAUUUUCUAGUGGGCUCAUUAGUGCAGGCUCGUCUAAUUCUUUUGUUGCACAAAUGAAUCCACAGAGACAGCAAAUUUCUUUACCGCAGCAUCAAGAACAAAUGCAAAUCGGUGUUCAGCAACCAUCAAGGGGGCAAUUUCUUAAUAGAGUUGUUGUUGAGCAUGAUUCUAAGAUUUCAUCAACUUUGGGACAACAAAUGGUUUCUAAUGGGGUUUCUAAUAACUUCUUAGUAAGAAGUGGAGCUAUAAUAAAUGGGAGGCCACCUUUACAAGUCAAUUACAUGAAUAUGCCUCCAUAUGCAGUUCCUCGAGCAUUAUAUUCUAACGUUCAAAAUCCUCAUGUGAGUGGCACCGUCAAUAGCAGUGUAAUUGCCAAUACUUUCACAGGGAUGAAACAAGAAGCCAUAACAAUAGCACAACGAGGUGUAGAACAAAUAGAUAGUAUCAAUAGCUUGAAAGAAGUGAAGGAUAUUGUCCCAAAUUAUGAUAUGUUUAGUGAUUUUAAUCAGAGCAAAAAUCAAGAAUGGAAGUUGCAGAACUUAAAUCUUUCUUAUGAGUCGUCCAAACAAGUUGGAACUCAGCUUAGUAGUAUAGAUUAUGGUUUCUCAAUCUCAGCUCAACGAGACGGAAAUGGUAUUAUGAAAGAGGGAGUACCUAGGAACACAUGCGCCAUGACAAAGGAGGUCUAUUCGAUGACACAAACAGCAAUUGAGCAUGAGAAAGUGGAGUUUGUUCCUCAAGAAAGUCUGUUUGCUGCUGCUGAUGAUAAUUACGACCUUGAGAGCAUUUUUGGAAGACAGCCAGACACAAAUGGACAUGUUGAGUUUAACUUCUAGAGGCAUUCUUUUGAGGCAUGAUUCAUCAGACACUCCGCGAUAUUUCAAAUUGAGAUGCACAAAAAUCUCAACAAGUAUCUUUUUUUUCUCUGGAAACUUUACCGAGCCACAUUGAAAAUGUUGGAAAAGGGAGUUGAAUGAGCUCCAGCUGAAGAUACAGUUCUCUUAACUUCCAAAGAACAUCAACUAACAAAGUCUUGAAUUCUUUUUAUUUAGAUCAUGAUGAAUGUUCAUUGUGUUUGCUUAGAGUGUGGUUUGAUUGAUAGAUAACAGCUCAAUUAUCUUCAAUGAGCUUCGAAGGCUGCAGUUCUAACUCCCAUAAACAUUUUUUUGUUGUUGUUGGAACCACAGUUGCAUGUAUAGGUUUCUUUUUUCUUUCUUUCAUGUAGACAAGAAUUGGUGCCUUUAUUUUUUUUUAUAUGUGAGAUUGCAUCCAUGCACUUCAUUGUGACUCUUAAUAAGAUUUGUAAUUAUGUUUAUGCUUGCCAUUUGUUUCC
This is a messenger RNA of Asparagus officinalis (garden asparagus), 2853 nucleotides long. RefSeq names its product two-component response regulator ARR1-like. The record is from RefSeq and is a predicted model, not a curated record. Lineage: Eukaryota; Viridiplantae; Streptophyta; Magnoliopsida; Asparagales; Asparagaceae. Bases 347 to 2356 code for a protein of 669 amino acids. Gene Ontology annotation, biological process: cytokinin-activated signaling pathway; phosphorelay signal transduction system. The transcript is spliced from 6 exons. Gene Ontology annotation, molecular function: DNA-binding transcription factor activity; DNA binding.